Molecule: messenger RNA, 2244 nt
Organism: Calypte anna (Anna's hummingbird)
Lineage: Eukaryota; Metazoa; Chordata; Aves; Apodiformes; Trochilidae
Gene: LCOR
Product: ligand dependent nuclear receptor corepressor
Exons: 10
Coding region: 739-2040 (433 amino acids)
Biological process (GO): regulation of transcription by RNA polymerase II
Cellular component (GO): nucleus
Molecular function (GO): DNA binding
Source: RefSeq, a predicted model, not a curated record
CAACCCCCGCCCGCCGCCCAGAAAGAUGGCGAGCCCGUGCGGGCGGCAGCAGUGCUCCAUCGAGAGGCGCGGCGUCCGCCACCAGUCGAUUCGUGGCGACACAAGCUCAUUCACUGUAUCCAGUUUCUGAUCCUACUUCCACAUUUGGGAGUAUGCAAGGGACAAACACAUCUCUUUGCGUAGCUUGACUGGAUAUCCCAAGACUAGGAUGUAAAUAUCAUCUGCCAAAUGGAAAAGGACAGUCGGUGGGAAAAGAAAUGUUCUUUUCAAGCUUCUAAGAGCAGUGACAAUGGAGAGAAAAAAUACUAUAAAAAGUCAGGUUGGUCGGCCCUUUACCACUGUUCCUGCCACUUCCUGAAGCCUGAAAUUGGCUUUUUUUGGAGGCAGUGCUACUUCUCUGCCUGACAAGGGUUUGAAAGUAUUCUAGAAGGCCUCUUUGGACCUGGAUUAUUAAAAGAUCUCAGUUUGUUUAAAGACUGUGAGCCUGAAGGUGUUUCUGAUUGGUCUUUUGAUGAAAAUUGUCUUUUCUGCUGCCUGAGAAGAGAAAAAGUGAAGGAACACUUAGUCAGUCUGGAUGAGCCAGCCUCGGAAGCUGGACAAGAAGCUCUGCUUAGACAAGAGCAAGCAAAAAUCAUUCGUUUUGAAAGGCAAGCAGAAGAGUUCCUCAAUGCAGUCUUUUACAGAAAAGACAGUCCAAGGGUCUCUGACCCAAAUAUUCCCCUAGUGGCCCGUGAGAUCAUGCAGCGAAUGAUCCGACAGUUUGCUGCUGAAUAUACCUCAAAAAAUAGCUCUACUCAGGACUCCAGCCAGCCCAAUAGCACAAAGAACCAAAGCCUGCUGAAAGCAUCUCUGGUCGCCUCCUCUCCCACGGCUGCAACUGCUCAGAACCCUGUGCUCAGCAAACUUCUCAUGGCUGACCAAGACUCACCUCUGGACCUUACUGUCAGAAAGUCUCAGUCAGAACCUAGUGAACAAGAAGGUGUUCUUGAUUUAUCCACUAAGAAGAGUCCUUGUGCUGGCAGCACUUCUCUGAGUCAUUCUCCAGGGUGUUCCAGUACUCCAGGAAAUGGGCGACCUGGGAGACCCAGCCAGCACCAUCCAGAGGGACUACAGAGUGGUGAUGGGGUACCUCCAAGAAGCUUGCAGGAUGGAACCAGGGAAGGUUAUGGCCACUCCACAUCUCUUAAAGUACCACUGGCUCGAUCACUCCAGAUUAGUGAAGAACUGCUGAGCAGAAACCAGUUUUCUACAGCUGCCAGCCAUGGGCCAUCUGGACUACAGAAUCAUGGACAGCACUUAAUAUUAUCCAGGGAGGCUUCUUGGGCAAAACCACACUACGAAUUCAAUUUCAGCCGCAUGAAAUUCAGGGGAAAUGGUGCACUCAGCAACAUCAGUGACCUUCCUUUUCUUACAGAAAACUCUGCCUUUCAAAAAAUGGCACUUCAAACUAAGCAGGAUGGGAAAAAGGACGUGAGCCAUUCGUCUCCUGUGGAUUUAAAGAUACCACAAGUUCGAGGCAUGGACCUUUCAUGGGAGUCCCGCACUGGUGACCAGUACAGCUAUAGCUCUUUGGUAAUGGGUUCACAAACGGAGAGCGCGCUUAGCAAAAAGUUAAGGGCUAUCCUUCCAAAACAAAACAGGAGAAGUUUGCUGGAUGCUGGACCAGAUUCCUGGGGCUCAGAUGCUGAGCAGUCUACCUCUGGACAGCCAUAUCCCACCUCAGAUCAAGAGGGAGAUCCUGGCUCCAAGCAACCUAGGAAGAAAAGAGGGAGAUACAGACAGUACAACAGUGAGAUACUGGAGGAAGCAAUCUCCGUGGUUAUGAGUGGGAAAAUGAGUGUUUCCAAAGCUCAGAGUAUUUAUGGGAUUCCCCACAGUACACUGGAGUACAAAGUUAAAGAGAGGCUGGGCACUUUGAAAAACCCUCCAAAGAAAAAAAUGAAAUUAAUGAGGUCGGAGGGGCAGGAUGUUUCAGUAAAGAUUGAAUUAGAUCCCCAGGGAGAAGCAGCACAAAGUGCGAAUGAAUUGAAAGAUGAGUAGGGAUGUUGUAGAGUGCCAAUUACUUUGCAAACUGGGUGAGCACUACUGCAUAGUUCAACCACCACUGAGCACACCUGAUUCUCCCAUUUACUGCAAUGAUCUUUUGUUGCAGUUUAGUACAGACUUGUGUGGACACAGGUGAAAGGUGUGCUCUGAAUGUCACAUCUGUAAAUUUUUCUAGCCUGGUAUGGUGCAGUUUCCCUC